AUGUCAUCCGGUAGCGAAUGGGGGCGGUCGUCUUCUCCCCAAUACUUUGGAGGACAAUAGUCUUUUGUUCUAAAACAAUGAUUAAUUGUGACGUAAUCUUAUCAAAACAACAGGCUUGCCCUCACAUAUUUUACCAAGUGUGCCCCUGUGCAAGUUUAUGGGAUGCGUUCUCCAAAUAGUCACAAGAGAUAUGCUGCAUUUGCUUUUAGUUAAUUUUUGAAUGAAAAUUUGAGUUGAAGUACCACAUUUGCAACUUUCCAGAACACUGUCUAAAGCUUGUGGAAUAUUCUUCAAAGUAAGACAUCGCUCCCGCUCGUUUGUUAUUGUCCCUAUGUAGCUCACAAUUUCCAACAUAUUUCAAAUGUUUAAUUAUGCUUGGGAUCUUGCUACAAGUAUUCCUUCUGAAAAAUGUUUUUAGAACUGUUGGCUUCCACCAUGACUAUGCUUCCAUGGAGUGUUUAUGUCUCUUUCAGCAAUGGCUUUUUUCCUAGUGCCCGUCAGAGCACCUGUCCUUUCUCCCAAAUAUUUCGCGUCCGUAUGAUACAUCUUUACCAUCGUCAUAUGAUGCUUCUUGAUUUCAAACAUCACCGGCCGGCUGCUCAGUGCCCAUUUUUUCAUUGGUUACUGUCUUCUUGUCCUUCUUCCUCGGCCGGUGUCAUCUUUUCUUGCAUUAUGUUCACACUUCCUAGAUCUUGCCUGUUUUAAUUAAGCAAUUACGCUUGCUUUCCCUGAUAAUCUAAUUUCUUCGUUUAAUUCAAGUUGUCAUUGGUAGAUAGAGCUCAAAAUCUCAUUGUACAACAGACAAAUGACUUUCUUGGAUGGAUGAAAAAGUAAAAGUUGCUCUAAUAUCCAAUGUUUUUAUUGAGAAACAAUCAAAUCUGACCCAAAGAAGAUUUAGUGUAUGAUCAAUUUAAUCAGUGUUUGGUGCUGAGUUUCACAGUUCAAAUCUUUUGAAUUAAUCAUAUUUGUCGAAUUUGGGGUAUAACAUUUUUCCAAACUAGGGAUUUUUGUACAUUGACUCUGAGCUUCCUUGCCGUGUUUUAACCAAAGCUGCACGCCAUCUGUAAAUAUUCACAUCACUGACUCAGUCAAUAUGCAUUUCGCAAUUCAAUAGCAAGACGCACAUUGCAUCAUCUGCUGGAAAAUAUGCUCCAUACAUUUUUCAGCUUAAUAGCGCAUCAAAAAUCUAGCCCAUUGUGUUGUGUACAUUGGUCAUCCAUGCGUUCAAAUGAUGGUACAAGUAUUUUUGCAAUGAAUUUUGAUUUUGAGAAAGAAUCUGUACGUGGGUUUAGCAGAACUUCCACUGAAAUAAAGACUUCGCCUCAAUUAUUUUGCUUGGGUUUUUCCAAGUUAAAAUCAGGCUUUGAUUCUAGUGUAGAUACACUGUCUGAUCUAGAAUGGCUAAGUUUUGUUUGACCGGUCUAAGGUAUGUUAAGAAUGUCGGACUAUAAACAGGCUCUUCACUAGCAGCCUAGCUCUCAAACGGAUCGAAACUUUUACACGAUUACCGAAAGUAUAUAUCUCUAAGAAAAGCCACAACACGAGAUGAGAUAAAGGUUGAAUAUGCUGACAAAAGUGAUGAUUAUGUUCCACUCAAGUUAGUAGAUUGCAAAGAAGUCAAGCUAAUGUCGAGUACUUUGAAUCUGCUUUUGAUGCUGCAAAGUGCUUGAUGUAAAAUUCAUCUAAUACUGUAUUUUUUUCGUUGUGAUGAGGCGAAACAAAUAAAUUAUGAAACCGAAUUGUCUAGUUAUUAGGUUCCUGAGAGGCCACCAUAGCAAAAGAUGAGUCUAUGAAUAAAAAUUCAAAUUCAAUUUUUUUUGUCCAGAUUUCAUCUUGCUGCUUGUAAUACUACAUGCACCAAGAGAAGAGUCGUUCGAAAAAUCUACUUUAAAAUUUAUUGUUGGAAACAUGCAAGCCACACCCAAUGUCACACCCAUUACUCAGCAAAUUUACCCCUCACAAUUCAUCCCCCCCCCCUUUUUCCUUCCAAGUCCUCUAGUGAUGUUGUGGUUCCGUCCUGUAAAGUAUGGAUAAUCUGUUCUAUAAUUAACGUUGUGCUAAAGCGGAUUGGUGAAUGCUUUCGUUAAAUUAUUCCAACACACUGAAAUAAUCAGUUUAUGAACGAUUUCUAUCAGCAUUGCGUGAUCUCUCAUCAGAUAGAAAGUAGUUUGAGAUUAAAUACAAGCUGUUUCGCUGAUUUUGGGAUACUCACACAAGCAUUGCACAUUCAUUCUAGAGCACUGCGUAGCUACGGUAGAGCCACUUUGUGGGCUCAUAAAUCAUCACACCUUCAUAUUAUUGCUUUGGGAAACCUCAUCCCUCUGAACAAGGCUUUAUGCACUAAACAUGAUUCAUUAUUCAUUUAUUUAUAUAAAAUGAGGUAUAAUCUGUUACAAAAGGCACUGAGAAGCAGAAACGUGCAUGUUACUAUAAACGCUUUUUGAUAAGAAACUUGGAUCUGGACUAAGUACUAAAAGUUUCUCAAUUUGGCAUUCAAAUUUGGGCGUUUUAGCACAGAAAGUUUCUUAGUUGGUUUCUUAUUUCCAGGACCUAAAACUGUCUUAUUGUUUUGAAGUUGGGCAUUUUGGGAAGAAUAUAAACGCAGACGAUCACGAAAAGACCAUGCAGAUAAAGGAUAUGCUAUCUUUUCCAAAGAAAAAUCAACAAAAUAGAAUCUAGUGGCAAAAAAUUAGUUAAAACGAUCUACAGUAAGAUCAUCUCUACAUCAUCAAUAUCAUAUCAUUAAGAGUUUUCUACCUUUCGUAGCCGUCUCUUAAAAGAACUCGGUACUCAUUCUUGACUCAUUUUUCAAAAAUAGAAAUUUUACAGUUUAUUAAUUUUUCUUGAGGCUAACAGUAAAGUUUCUAAUUUUUUGCCAGUAGUUUCUUAUAAACCAGUUUCUUGUAAAGAAAAAGCGUGUACCGCAUUCGAAGAAAAGCUCGGGGCAUCCUUUCUUGAUAUCAUUCUUUCGUUUGGAUGUUAAAUGAGGGGGCGUUUCUCUUACUUCGCGUCAGAGCAAAGUAACAAUAGCAUAAAAAAUAGCGCAACUUGCUUUCUUAUCUUCUUUAACGAAAUAGAAUCAACAAAAAACAUCAUAAAAAUGUAAAAUAUUUUCAACUUUGCGCCGAAAUACUCCAAUGUUUCAAAAUUUAAGAAACCGGAUUGUAAAGAAAGUUUUCUGUUGGAAACGUACUGAAAUAACUUAAACUAUAUUUCCUUAACUAAGUUGAUUUUCUUUUCUCCAUGAAUGGACAUCUUAUGAGUGGGCGUUUGAAAGAAUGAUGCGUUUUGUCGAAGUAAAUGGGGUAUGUAUUUUGGUCCGUAAUGGUGAAUCUGUUUCCUUGAACCUGUUAAGAGUUAGAACCUGGUAAGAGGUUUUACACGUUUUUGUUACAGGACAUACGUGGCAUUUGAACAGCAUUCUAGUUCCUCAACCUAAAGGAAUUCGAAGUUUUUAAUAAUUUGUCAGUUAAUUCUUGUGCAUUUUUAAAGUCUAAGCCAGUGAAGAGUCACUUAUCGGUCCAAUUCUCUAAAAAGUGGAUAGUGGCUCGUUUAAAAUCAAUUCAGAAAGUAAUUCCAAACUUUGAAUGACAGGCAUAUGGCAAAUUGUAAGUAAUCUUUAAGCUUAUGAUGACCUUUGAAGUAUAGAAGUUUGAAUUUCCGCCAGCUUCAUAGAACGAUGUUCGUUUGCGUGAAAUUUCAAAGUUUGUACCAUGUCCAUGGCCACGGGGUGGACUGGGAUGGACUUGUCCGGGACACGGGCGGGUUGGUGGGAUUGAUCAGAUCGAUUUCCAUUUUCGUGUUUUCAACAAAAAUCCCUCUUUACAAAGAAUGCUGCUUGAGAAAUUUGCUUCUCCAAAAAUGUUCGGAAUAGGUAAAAAUAUUAAACAAGGCAUUUCCCGCAUUUUCUGAGAGCCUGAAUGGCGUGGUUAAAGAAUUUUCUUGUCAACCCCAGUUUUUCGGGGUGGCGACGCCCCUGACCAUGUUUGGGUGAAGACUAUAACUUCUUAAAAAGAAACUUCUUAAUGCAGGUCCUUGAACAAUAAUUACUUACAUUUGUUACGAGCAUGCCGUCUUUGCGAAAUGAGGACAACCAUUUAAAAAGCCUUAUGUACACUAUUGACAGCCGACUCGUGGAUCCUUGCCUAGCGCUAGACAAUGGUAUUUUCUUUUUAGCUUGAAAGAGAGAUUUUCAGACUGAUCCAGCGAAACGGGGUACCUUUGCGGACCACCCUUUUCCUUGCCGAAAAGCUUAAAAUCUUUUCGGAAAAGAAAACGAAAUUGAGUUCUCUGGGAACCUGUCCUUCAAGUGAAUUGUUUUAAUUUUUGCAAGUUCUCAUAUGAUCUUAGAUGUGGAGCAAAUCUUUAGCGCUUGGUGAAUAGUUGUUUUUGAAUAGAUUAAAACCUGUCUUUGUUUUGGACAUUUUCAUUCAUCGUACUAUUUUUCAGGCGUACUGAAAAUCUACGCGCUUUGAAGUUCGCCAAUACAGCUGCUUUAUUCCGGCACAGUUUUGAAUUCGCAAAUGCAGCUUUAAUUUCAUUUCUUUUUAAUUAUUCAUACAAUAUGACCCCUAAGAUAUAGUGUUUGUUUACAGGGGGCACUUACGAUGUUAAUAUUAGAAUUAUUACGAUUUUAAUAUUGAAACUAUUGCGAUAUUAAUAUUAAAAUUUUCGUAUCAUAGAUUACAAUAUAUAAAAGGUUAUUUGCCGUUGUCUAAAAUAUAGGAAUAAUAUUUUAUAAGACGAAAGUAAAUAAUGCAUAGGUAAUCAAUGAUCGGUAAAUAAAUUUUCUCCAAAAACACUACUUUCAAAUUUUUUUUAAGUGGGUCAAACGUCCUAGAAGAUUGUAUUUCUCUAGGUAAAAAUGUUGAAAUUAUUGUCACAAUCAAUUUUGUCAAUAUUUUGUCUUUGAUCUUGGAGGUCUCAAACAAAAAUUUAGAGUUACCUUGAGAUUAAUCUGUUAUAGAAUUAAAGAAGGGAGUUUAUAAAACUGCUCUUUAAGUUCCUUUUUUGAUUAUACCAUGCUAGGCAUUUGAAGCUCUUUUAGUAAGGGCGCAGCUUGCUCAUCGUAUGCACUAUUUGUUAAAUUUUGUUUGCCUCGAUAUUGCAGUUAGUCAAGGGUGCCAGGCCGCUCAGUAUACCUGAAAUAUGGCCCACUUAGUCACAGAAGUGGUUGGCUAUAGUCUGUCCUGUUGAUAUAUUUUCGUCCAGUUUUUAAUGUGCCAAUGCAGCUGCUAUAUUUGCAAUCUGUGCGGGUAAAGUCAAAUUAAACUUGAGGCCUGAAAUAAGAUCACCUGCUAACUUGAACGAUAUUGUCGUGAAAGUACGAAAGUCGGCACUAACUCAACCUUGAUUAAAAUGACCAGCAUUAUCAGCUUGUAAAAAAUUUAGUGAUUGAAAUGACUGGUAUUGUUGGUCAAUUGUAAAAAAAAUUAAACCUAGAAGUUAAGUUCUUACAGUUAAACACAUCUGACCAAUGUACCUGAGAUUACUUAUUUUGACGAAAUGUGGAGAGAGUAAUUUCUCUUUCUACGAGCUCACUCUCUUGUCUAAAAAAAUAGUGACCAAGUCGUGCUCACCACCAGUUCUUCAACUUGAGAGGACAUUUCCUGACGAGAAGGAAAUUUGGGCAUUUAUAAGAAGAUGAGAAUGAAAUAGAAACUGGAAAGAAAGUUAAAAAAAAUAUUUAAAAGUUGGAAAUUUUAAAGAAAGUUGAGAAGAGGAUUAACAGUUCAAAAUUUUCCUUGCACGUCCAUUCUGGUUUAAGAAUGUGACUGAUAUAAGUUUAAAAAAAUCACUUAUACAGAUGACACUUGAAAUUUAUAACAGCAAAUUAUCAUAAAUGAUAGUGCCGUUGUUCUCAGGUCAACUUUCAAGAACCGAGUUUGCUUAACUCUAUAUUGCAGAAUAGUUUGACGAAAAGUUUGCAACCUAUUUUACUUUUUUUGAGCAAUUUUCCCAUAAACAUAUGUGGAAAAAGAUCAGAAAAAAAUUCUAAUUUCAGGGAAAGGAAUUUGAGCACAGAGAGGGAAUUUAAGGAAAUCAUAUUUUUGGAAAGUAAAAUCAAUGCACACCACGUGACGUUCCGCAAGUUUGAAAAAAGGUCAUUUUAUGGAAAAAUGAAAGAAAUGAAGCAUUGAUUUUGGCUUAACUUCUACAUUAUAUGGCUGUUGUUAUCUGUUCGUUUUUGUUGGCUAACUUCUUGCAAUCUAAGAAAACAUUGAAAAUAAGCAUCGCAAACCGUUUCUCUAUGAUCCCAGAUUUUAUUUUGUACUUUGUGGCGUGCUUCUUCACUGGUCUAUUCUAUCGUGAAUUCAUGAGAAAAACUACAUGUGCUUUUAUCCAGCCAACAAACUUUAUCUAAUGAUCAUCUACUUAGAGUCGGCCCCUUUGUCGGUAGGCGAUUUCCUUGUCACGUUAUGUAUUCCCCUUGUGCCCUGAAAAAACAGGAAGAGAAGAGGCUUUAUCGUGAGAGCUACCACUUCUUCCCAGUGGCUUUUAUCAAGUCGCAAAACCCUUUAUAGCAAACAUAGUUAGAAAAUUACGCGAAUGACCGUUGAGCAGAACGAAGUACGCGAAAGACCACUGUAUAAGCGCAGGCAAAACUAAAUGACCACAAGGAUAAAAUUAUCAUUUUACAAUCAAAUUUCAAGCACAAAGGAGUCAAAAACUUUCCAUUGCUGAUUUUGUUUUUAUUUCCUUUAAUAUGCUUGGCUAGCAUUGUUGUUUUCUGUAAGCGAAUAUGAAAAGAUUCCUUUACCAAAAAGCCGACUAAUAAUAACUCCAAACCAGCAUUAAAUCUACAAGAAUAUGAAAUGAUUUCUACGUAAUUUGUGUGAAGGGCUAGGUCAAAAUGUCGUAGUAAAAAGCUAUCUUUCUUUAAGCUUACACGGCUGACAUGGUUUCAUAAAACGACGAUCCUCUCGUUAGUUUCAGUUAAAUCUCACUAAUUUCUAUUUCAUUCUUACCAAGAAAUUAAUUUUUCAAUUAAACCAUUUUUGCAAAAUUUAGAAAGAGUUGCUUAUACUGUGAAUUUUUAAAUGUGUUUACAUUUAAACUAAAUAUCAUUACAUAGAUUAUUUUUCGUCAUUCCAUUUGCCGUCAUAUUCUUUAACGGAACAGUUAUAGACGUAAAUAAAUGACUGCACCAUAUCCCUUGGCAAGGACUUCUCUAAAUCCGCACGUGUUGUUAAUAGACACCUUGCGUUAUAGAUUUCUUCACAUUCUCGAUUCUUUUUCCAUUCAAGCCUUUCUGCUAACUUAUUAGGACCAUGUAUGAUCCCAUUUUAAGAUUCAAAAGACAAUUCAAGAAAAAGAAUUUUGGGUGACAGGUUUGCCUAUUCGGAAACGUUUGGAAAGGACACUCAAAAUGGACCUUUCUAUCUGUCCAAAAGAUGUUUUGAGGAAGUAACUAUUUUCAUCCUUACGCCAUUCUGAGGCUGAUUUUGUCGCCUUAUUAAUUUUUCAAUUAUUAUAGAUUGCCCAUAAUUAGUCGUUUGUAAUUACGGUCUGUUUUCCUAAAAAUUGAGAAAAUAAUUGGUCAUCUGUUGGUUGCAAGGUAAAUCAAACACCCAUGCCAUAAGGUUCGAAAUGAAGAUGCAUUUGAGAAAUAUGUUUGCGUACUAGAGACAGUUAGCUGAUUCUGGCGCUAACAAUCCUUAAAAAGAAGUUAACUAUUGACAUCUUAAAGACCUUUGCAAAGGGAAUAGUAUAUACACAUUUCCGUUCAUAUUUGCCUUUAGCCAGAAAACUUUCUUUGCAUCCGUUGGGCCGCAAAUUGUUAUGUUCACAUUGGCAGCUGAAAAGGAAUCGUUAUUUUGAGUAAUGCUACUGGCCUGCUUCAAUAGCCUUUAAACUUUUGCAAUGCUAUGAGUUUUGUUUUGUGCAACUCACGAGAUUCCUGUUACAAAAUAUACAGAAAAAUACAGAUAAAUACAUAAAUUUACAUGUUAUGCAUGUUCAGCAUAUUUCUUGACUAUUCUAGCAAUCUAAGAGAUUUGUGUCCCGUUUCUGUUUGAUUUAUUCUCUUCGUUUAGGCCUUCGAGGAUUAUUUAUAACAUUUUUCUCUAAUGGAAUGAUAAUUUGGUGUUGUAAAAGCAAAUAGAAACUUAAAUAUGAAUCGAAGUUCUCAAAAUAAUAAGAAAGUUUAAUAAAGAUGCAAUCUAAAGCUUUUGUACCUAUGAUACUUUGUUAAAUUUGUCUACUUCUUUGAGUUGAAUGCCAGGAAUAUUGUUGGAGGUAGGUCGUCAUGCUUACCUAAUCGAAAAAGCUCAGUUCACACUUACACACAGGUGUGCCGUCCAAAAAUUGUCAAAUUCAUGCAUUUGGCAUCAAUGUUUAUAUGAAAAGAAGCUCUUUUUCAUCAGGAAUGUCAAGUAAACGAUGUGUUUUGUAUUUUAACUCUGUCUUUUUUAUACUUAUCUUGAGUGAUGUAUGCUGAAGAAGUGUCAAACGACCAUGACCGAUAAUAACAUGAAGCAAUUUUACACAAAGCGCUUUGAAAUAAAAGUAAAAUCAGAUUCAUUCUAGUUUAUCAGGGAUGGUUUCAGAUUCCAAAAAUACCUGAAACUGAAAUUGCAUGGUCCUUAUCAAAUGCGUUGGCUUUUUUGGAUAAAAAAUAAACUUUAGAUUAAGGAAAAUCUCUACAUGGGAUUCGCUUGAUCUUUUUCUUUAUCAGAGAUGUAGUAAAUUGGUGACCAAGUAAAUUUUCAUCCUCCUCUCCAAAGGGUUUUGGGCGUGGUCAAUUACAUAAUUUUAAGGUAAGGUAUAAGAUUAAGGGGGCGUGCUUUAAAGUUGCGUCACCUCAAAAAUAUCGAGCUAAUGCAGAUUAGACAUCGGUUUCUUUUCAAGGAGUGUAGGAUAGUUCUCUUGAAAGCUUCUACAACUUCAACUCAACCCAUCAUUUCAAGGUAUGAUGCCAGAUCUAUGAUAAUAGCGCAAAUCUAUGUUUCCUUUUUCGAUCGCUUCUAAACCUGACCGUUAAGAAGCGAUCGAAAAAGACUAACUCAAGUUUUUUUCAAGAAAACAAAAUCAAACGGGCAAACAUUGUUAGUUGUACAAUUUUCAGACAAACAUUUUACCAAAGAAUGAUGCGUAACCUGCUCAAAGGGGAAUCUGUAAAUGCAUCUCGUCAAAGCUAGACCACAUUUCUUUGCAAAUAUGCGUUUGCUUGUGCAGUUGCGGUUUUCGAGAAUUGACCUGCUGCAUAUGCGUCCACUAUGUCUGCCAUACCCGCUGCCAUAUGAUUUUGAAUUCAAUUUCUUGACAGAAAUUAUUUUGAAAUUUACCAACAGCGUAAUUAACGUAAUUUCUACUGAAAGGGUUUUUCUUUCACCUUAUUCAUUAUUCAUGCUAUUGUCUUUACGACGUUUUAUGACGUACUGUGGACUAUGAAAAAAAUAACAUCCUUGUAGAUCUUGCCAGGCGCUUUCAUCAUGUUUACCAGGAACAAAUCGGUGUCAACGGCAAGUAAGUCACAGAAAGUAAGGCCCGAAAAUUUUUACAAAGAAGUUCAGGAGAGUGCAUAGUCAAUUAUGACAGACAUGGGUGCAUCAGACGCAGCAUCGGUCAUCACUCACCCGUCCAAACCUCUGGGACAUUAUCAAACUGGAUUUCAUACCUUCCUAUUAUUUGUGGCAGUGUUUAUUGUACUGCAUAACGCACUUGUUUUGGUGUUGUAUCUUAGAAGAAAAACGUUGCGCAGUGUUACUAACUCGAUACUCGUGAGUACCGCUUGUGCCGAUCUUAUGACCGGUCUGCUGUUGAUUCCAUUAUUAGUUUGCUCAGCAGCUUUGUCUGGUCGUGGGCCUAUCUUAUAUCCACUGUACUUUACGUCGAACGUUAUUGCAGACUUUUUAACAAUAGCAAUAGUUGGCAAUUUGCUUCUUGUCAUCACUGAGCGUUAUGUUUCCUUAUGUCAUCCAUAUAGAUAUCCGCUCUUAGCUCGACGAUCAAUAGUCAAGACGGCCGUUUGCAGUCUGUGGCUUCUUUCCUUCGUAAUUGCAGUCGUUCCUUUGAUCUGGAGCUACGAAGCUGUCGCAGGCAAACGGCCUAGCAAAAGUCAGCCGUCCCAGAUAUACUCAGUUAUUCUCCUCGUAACAGUAUUUUUCCUCCCUUCAGGUAUCAUACUUUUUUUCUUGGCUUCAAUGUAUAAAGUCGUAAAGAGGUUUGCGAGUCAAGACGUUGUCAGAGGAUUGCGUUCAAAAGAACCGACAGGCUCGCAAAAGAAGGCAAUAAUUGUAUUCCUGGCCAUGUUUAUCAACCUGCUUAUUUGUUGGUCGCCAAUGAUUAUUGUGAGACUCAUUAUGGAUACCAAUCUUCAAUUUUCACCCGGCAAAGUGCUGCUGGAGAUUCUUUUCACUCUGAGGUGUUCAUCGUCUUUAGUAAAUCCUGUAAUAUACGUUUGGUGUAAAGAAGAUUUUAAGCUUGCAAUCAAAGCAACAUUCUUUAAUAUAAGCAGCAAGGCAUUCAGAGAUACAGCCCAAGACAGUCACAAGAGCGUAAAUGCUUUGAAUCUGAUGGAGGAAGCCAAGCUUUGAGCUGUUGUAGCAAGCUACAUUCAAACAAUCUGCAUAAAUUUCAGCAUCACAGCAAUAUUUUCGAACAAUAUUGCUUUUGUACCUUCCUUUGUACUGUUUUGUACAUUUGUACUUUCAUAUGCCAGUGCAAGGACCUGUGUAUAUAUCAACUGUUUUGAGCAGGCAUCUUGAUUGUAAAAGAACAGGGACAUAGCUGCGUGCACCUUUACUUAAUUAGAAAGGAUGUCGCAACCUGGAGCAGCAUGGAGCAUAUUUCUUACCUUUUCAUGUCGGAUUCAUGUCGGUUUCAUGUCGGAUUCAUGUCUGAUUAAGUGAAAUGCUACGAAAGUGUCGCUUCGCAUUGUCUCAACCAAAAUCUAGUCCUGUAUUCGACUCGACAGUGUAACUAAGAUUGUUGUUAUUGAUUGAAUUGCUACAAGUCUUCUUUCAGAGUUUUUUAAAGGACCAGUGCUGCAUUUCCGAACGUCACCGUGAACUUUGCUGUCAAAAUGCAUCGCUUGAUGUGUGGUCACAUGGAAAGGAGCGGGGCUGGUGCUCCCCAAUCAUUCGCCUGUGGCGAUUUUUUGCAUUUUCCAUUUGAACCAGAACCCAUUUCAUAGAAGUGCUCUUCUAGGAGAUUUUUUAUUUAAAGGGCUCGGAGAUCCUCUUUUUAUGCAGUUAGAAACAAUUUUGUUAGACAGCCAACUUUUCUCAGAUCAACAUUACCAUUUUCAGCUUCACCAAAAACAAUUGAUCGGUAAAGAGAGAGUUCUAUUCCACUCCAUCAUUUGAAGUUGGAAUUUCGUGCAUUUUCUUAAGGAUGAAGUGGAAGUGGAAACAUUUUGUCAAUUUAUUGCUUGGUUUUCACAAAGCAAACGCAUGUUUGUUAAGUGAGUUCAAAAAUUGUGAAAAUUGGAGAUAGAUAUGCAUGAUGAUGAUUGAACCAGACUUUUAUUCUUAACUUGCUCUUUAAUUUUAGCACAUUCUAGCCUCAAAAUUCUUAUAAAAUUGUGUACUACUUUAGAAAUUGUUCAACAUGGAACGAAUUCGUCAAGCUGCUUAAGUUUUUGUUUUAGUAUCAACUUGGUUUUGUUUUGCUUGUGAGAAUUAAUGGGUAUUUUGUUUACGUUUUGUUCAAAUGGCUGCCACAGUUGUUUUGUUGUCAUAAUUGAGAUAUUCUUAGCACAUUGCAUAUACGUUUUAAUCCUAGAUUACAAGUUCUGCUACUUAGGAUGAAGUAAAGCGCAAUUCAAUUUGUAAGCAGCUUGGAUUUAUAUUAGCGCUCAAAUUCAAAUCAGCUGGUCACAAGUUUUAUCAUGCAAAUCGUAGUCUAUCAUUGAAGAUUGUUUAAAAUCUUCUAUUUCUGUAUUUAGUAAAUUAUAUAGGUACGAGCUUCAUUCAUUUAUAUGAAUUCUUACAGCAAAUUUUCUGUAACUCUUCAUUAUUUCUUUCGUUCUUUAACAAUAUUUUGCCAGGUGACAAAGAUUACAGAAGCAAUGUGAAUAAGCAUUAAAAUAUCUUUUAUCCAGUUAUUCAUUAGUAGUAAGAUGAAAAAGGACUUUCGUUCCAUUUAAUUCCGUGUAGCACUGCUUUGGUCAAAAGGCAGGGAAAGGUGAAUAUGCUAGAAGCAGAAUAGAGAAAAAGUUAACCGGAAAAUUGCUGUAACGGUAUCUAUUUUCAUUUAAACGUGUGUAUUUGCUUUCAUCAACAAAAUAAAUUACUUUAAAGGGUAUAUGUCGUGAACAUGAUUGGCUAAUGCAAUACAAUUAUCUUUCUUUUUGUUCAGUACAAAGCAUGGAAUCAAGAGUGAAUUUUUACGGCAGUAAAAAUUAAUUAAGAUGAAAUGAAAAGUCACGAAACGAUUUACACUCCAAACGCAUUUGUUUUAUUAGCCAACUGCUAAUGCGACAUAUGCCCGUUAAAGUGUAUUUGGUAUCAUGGUUGGCAUUUAUCUAAUUUUUUGUUGCCCUUAUUACAAGUCACUAUAAACUUUAUGUUGUACACAAUGAAGCUAGAAUGAAAUAUUACCCAUGAAUUUAAUCACAUUUCCAAGAAUUUCAAUAUUUUGAUUAUUUAGUUUAAAGGAGAACUGACACGCAAAAACAACUUUGGCUUAUUCUAUGAAGAAUUUGUCGCUGACUUCCAAUCUAAUGAAAUUUCUCUUCUUAGAUUCGCCGUUUUUCUGUUAUUUGCACUUUUAUCCGUCAAUUACGCCACAGCCGGGCCUGUUCGCACUAUGUUUGGACAUAAGUUUGUCUAAGUUGAUGAUCUCUCGGUAAUUAAAGGAACAUUUUCAAAUCUGACAAACUUUGUAAGAUUUUCGCUCGCACUGACAACUACAGUGUAUUGAAUAGGAUAACAUCGCACUGUCAUUAGUGACAUUUGAUGGACGACAGUCUACAAGCCCUUACAUUUGGACGAGGAGCGCUGGCACUUUUUUCUGUCCCAAAUGCAGUUUCAGUUAUAAAUCAGCAACAAAGCAAUCUUAUUAUUGCUUUACUGUCGUACAACCAGUCACAAAACACGCUAGUUUAUCGACGACGCAAAAGUAAAAAAUCAAACAGGUCCCAAGUGUUUUGGAGUUUCCCUCGGCCUGAAGCAUCCUGGUUGAAGCAAACUUUAUACGAUGAACGAAUAUCUGAUUUAGAGUUCAAGAAAAGCUUGAUGAUUAAAGGGAACACAUUUUGGAGCAUUCUAAACAUUAUGCCAGAAUUAUUAGUUUUAUUCUAGAAAAGAGGCGAUUGGUUUGCUCGGUUUUGGUUCAUCUUUUCUUGAAUAUUGAGUACACAAGCACAGAAUCGCCAGUCUGACAGACAUGAUGGCAUAUCUUUCCCGUUUCAUGCUGGUUAAUCCUUGUUUUCAUAGGCCCUAUUCGCACUGCAUCUAGAAACCUGACAAUGCUAAUCUCUUAAUGUUCUAUCUUCAAAAGCGGCAAGGGUUUUUCAGGAAGUAGCUUAAUUGGUAGAGUGCGAACAGCAAAAUCUGAAAUCUGACAAAUUGCAACCUUUCGACUAAUUGGUCAAAGAUUCCGUUGUAGAGCUCUGGAGCAUCACAAUCUCUUGAAAAUCUAUUAUAACUAGGGGGUAACUCGACGGAGAUGCCAGAAUUAUGUUAUCACCAAUAAAAAAGCCAUGGGUGCUAUUUGAAAUCAUAUCACGAUUUAAAAAGGUACAAUUUCUUAAUGGCAACCUGAUAACGUGUUAGAUAACAAUAUAACAUCUCAGAAAACUGCCUAAUGCAAACAAGAAGUCUGACAAACUUUGUUAAUCAUGAAAAAGUUUUUUUAAUUGGUGUGAGAGUAUCAGGUUUGGCAAACAUUAUCAUAUUUUCAGUGCGAAUAUGGCCAUAAAAAAGUGCUGUCCGGGGCUCUACGACGGAAGCUUUGAGGGAUUAGUGAAAAUCGGAUCGUCUGGUGAAAAACAGAUUUUACCGUUCGCACUGUACCAAUUAUACAGUUUCCUGAAAAUCUUAUGCCGCCUUUGAAGAUGAAACAAUAGGGACUCACUUUGUGAGGUUUGGACGCUGAAGUGCGAACUAUCGCCAGGAGUUGUUAAAAUUAUCGGUUGACGUCACAAGUAACAUGUUAACAAUGUCGUUGUAUAGGCUUUCACCGCAACUGUGAAAGUACAAGUGAAA
Rhopilema esculentum is the source of this 14153-nucleotide messenger RNA. The record is from RefSeq and is a predicted model, not a curated record. NCBI's taxonomy places the organism in Eukaryota, Metazoa, Cnidaria, Scyphozoa, Rhizostomeae, Rhizostomatidae.